UUGCCAUGACUACAGUAUAUCAACUAAAACAUCCUGCAGUGCGACUGAGAUCUGACACAAAACUCAAAAUGUCUCAAGCUCAGGCCGAAAGCGUGAUUAGAAAUAUUAUUUGCGAGCUCGUUCAGCGCUGUGCUUCACACGGAAAUGAAGUGUCAGAGACGCUCGCUGCUUUUAUGAUUAAAGCGGUUGUACUGGAUCCAAGAAAUGGUUUUGACGUGGACCGCACACUGACCCCCCAUGACGUACAGAAGCUCACUGAGAUCUGUCUGCAGAGACUCACAGAGAGGUGUAGCCCAUUCCUGGAUACUGUGAAGAUGCAAGUGUAUUUUGAUCUCAAUUACACAACCCGCAAGGAGUUUGUAACAGAGAUCCAUCACGUGAUGGAGUCCAAGCUGAGUCCGUUGAGCCGAGAGAUCACAGACAGCCGAGUGCAGACACGCAAGGAGGCCGAGACUUUGUACCAGAAAAUCACUCACUACAUGCUGCUGCGCUCUGGCAUGGGCUCACCCAGUGACACCGACACUCUACACGAGACCACAGCGGCCCUUCAGAGUGUCUUCCCUCAGACAGAAUUGGGCUCCUUCAUGGCUCUGCUCAAAAGAGACAAAGAGCAGCAGCUGAAGGACCUGAGCAUGCUCGUAACGGGGGUCCGCCUCUUCAACCGCUCCAGCAUGACGAAGGAUCAGGUGGAGCUCAAUAUCCAAGACUUAGUGCCAGAGGUGCUGAGGGAGGUCCUUCCUGUGAGCUGCACAGCCCUGGAGCAGGAGCUGGAGGACUGUGAGAGACUGGUGUGGAGGUACACAUGUGCCCUGGAGGCCCUCACUGAGCCUGGGACCGCUGCACCAGCAGAGAUGGGGGUCUCUGUCGAGCUCCUCCGGCAAGCACUCUACAAUGUCCGCCAGCACCAAGCCUUCCUCAACAUGCUUAUGGCUGAUGUGAAGGCAACUGUCCAGAGGGUGGAGCUUCUGCAGAGCGAGCUCACAGCACAUUUUCAGGUGCUUAGAGACACGGUGCAGUCCAAGAGAGCUGUACCUGCUGCACAAGUCUUUCCCAUGUUCCGUUCUGUGUCGCGUCUCUGGAGUGGUCUGCAGGACGAGGCGGAGCUGCUUCACAUCUUUAGGAACCUGGCAUUGAGUCUCCGCCCAUUUGUUGCAUCCCAAGCCCAGAUCUUCUCUGAAAACAGCAUCGAUGGACUCCUGCAGGGGUCAGAGAUCAAGAGUGACGCAGAAAGGAGGCGCCUAUGUGAAGAAAAUCCCAUAGAACCUGCAGAGAUGAGUGGUCCGGACAUUGAAUGGUUAGUGCCUGAACACCCCAACGAUACAGAGCCUCAAAGUGUGCAGUACAGCGGCUUCUGUGGACACAUCCUGGUCUGUCGGGAUGGGCUGUUGUUGCCUGGUAAGCCACAACUGGGCCUUUUGAAAUACAAGGAGAAGUUGUAUGCGUUUAGCUCCAGGGACUCUGCGCUACAGUUUGCCUCAGCUCCAGAACACUACAUCUCAGAGGUGGCAGAGAGGGCCAAACGCAGCCCCGAGCUCAUCCAACUGCUGUGCCUUCACAGACAGUUCUCCUGUGUCACCCCAUACACAGAGCUGCAGUCUGGAGAGCAUCUCCUGGUACGGCCCAUCAACCGGAGCUCCAGCAGCACCCAGACCGAUACUCACCCGGUGGAGAGCUACAUGGAUCGUACAUACGAGUGGAACGAGUGGGCCCUGCGAAGGAAGGCACUUAAGCUUGCUGACCUUCGACGCAAACAGACUCACUCAACUCAGACCAAAUUGAGCCAUCUUAGGAGAGACAACUUCACCCAGACUUACACCUCCAAAGACGCCAUGGGACAGACCACACAGGACGGGGAGAGCAGCAUGCCCAGGCCGCUGGUGUACCUAUCUGAGCUGCGGGGUCAGAGGGGUCGGCCUAUGGUUAGAGUGGAGCUGACCAGAGCCUUGGAUGAAUGAGACCCAUUGCGUGUCCAAGAAAAUGAAACUAUACUAUGAAUAUCAGUUUGAGAACUAAUACAAUGCAAACAACUUGUACGUCAUUUUUGUAAUCAAGAAAAAUCAGUACAAUAAAAGCAAUAUUUCAUUUG
This is a messenger RNA of Periophthalmus magnuspinnatus, 2086 nucleotides long. It is a transcript of the gene cfap206, whose product is annotated as cilia and flagella associated protein 206. The transcript is spliced from 12 exons. The record is from RefSeq and is a predicted model, not a curated record. Gene Ontology annotation, cellular component: axoneme; ciliary basal body. Bases 6 to 1955 code for a protein of 649 amino acids. Gene Ontology annotation, biological process: regulation of flagellated sperm motility; regulation of cilium beat frequency; sperm axoneme assembly. Lineage: Eukaryota; Metazoa; Chordata; Actinopteri; Gobiiformes; Gobiidae.